AUGUGGUGGAUGUACCAGCAUACUGUUGUGUCUGCCGCACUUGCCUGUGGUGUCCAUGUUCCGAUCAGAAGUCAUGUACAAGCUCUGUGGUGACUUUUGUAUCUUCCGCGCUGUUCCAACGAAGCUACAGCGUUCCCAGUAAUUUCCUUCACUUUUUCGUUGACGUAAAACAGUGA
Microbotryum saponariae is the source of this 176-nucleotide messenger RNA. NCBI's taxonomy places the organism in Eukaryota, Fungi, Basidiomycota, Microbotryomycetes, Microbotryales, Microbotryaceae. The record is from the annotation of a GenBank genome assembly.